AUGCCAUACGAAACGUCGUCCCUUACUGAGUCCCCGAUGAAUACACAGCAAGUGCAUCAAUUACCGGUUGGCCCGCCUCCAACUCCGACUCCGGUUCCUCAACCUUCACCCCCUUCAACGGCGUUCAAUACUCUGGAACUACAUAUACCAAUACCCAUCCCGACUCCUCCGACUCCUUUGCCUAUCGUUGUUGCGUACCCACUCUCAGAAACGCUGGUGUCUUCUGACCAUGGCCAUACACCUCAAUUUAUGUGUGAUGUGAUCCAGAGAGAGGAUUCUGGGCUCGCGCUUGACCCUGUUCCUGCGCCUAUGCAAGCACAGAGGUCAGCUGCUGAGCUGACUAUGGAAUCGGACGAAACCCUCCACGACCCAUUAGCGCUAGACAAUGAUUACGAGCUACUUGAGAUGAGCGAGGAGGAACGACUGGAUGCCCAGACAGUGCGCCUCUUCAGAGCAUUAAACGUGCCCCUCAAUGUUCACAGGCUCCGCGCAAUACGAGCGAAGGGAAAACUGCCUGCGCCGUUCCUCAAGUUCAAAUAUGGCACUUCCCGAGCAAAACCAUCUUCACAUGUACCUGUUUUAGAUGAACAUGCCGAUCCUCAUGGAAACGAGCCUACUGACAUGGAGAGGGUAGAGGGCGAGUCAUGGUACCUUCCUUCGGCAUCCGCUCGGCGCAUGAUAAGGCGAAGAACACGUCGAGAACAGCCUACAGAAGAGCACGAUGCAAGACGUGUGCACCCUAUAGAGAUUAAUGUGACGAAUGAUCAGGCGUUACCAGGACCUCGACCAAUAAUUCACAACAUGACUAUACUAGACCAGUUUCCUCUUCCACCUACUUCGCCUCCCGUUCCGACACCACAGCCAAAUCCAUAUACAAUUCCGCUGCCGCCGACUCCAUCUCCAUCAAUAACUCCGAGUUCCUCGUCCCGGCCACUGGGCUACAUGUAUGCACCGGCAAAGCCACUUCGUCGAGCUCCGAGUUGCAAGUCUUGCGGUGGUGGCGGCAGCUCACCCGCAAACUCCGUCCCCAUCUCAUGCGCGUUGACUCCAGUACCGCCACUGGGUAAAGGGCAAGGGCCCGGAUGUUAUUACGCGUAUGACCUGUUAACGCCCUCGCCUGGCGCCAUUCCGUAUUCUGGCACGGGCUACGCACGAUCUGUUUCACCCAAGCGCUCUGCGUCUGUUUCCCCUGUUCCGAUUACACCGCAGCACUUCUCUUGA
Fomitiporia mediterranea MF3/22 is the source of this 1221-nucleotide messenger RNA. RefSeq lists its product as uncharacterized. The coding region runs from base 1 to 1221 and encodes 406 amino acids. NCBI's taxonomy places the organism in Eukaryota, Fungi, Basidiomycota, Agaricomycetes, Hymenochaetales, Hymenochaetaceae. The record is from RefSeq and is a predicted model, not a curated record. The transcript is spliced from 3 exons.